CCGCUGUUCUGCCUUCCCCGCCAUCGGAAACACAACUCUCUAGCUUACACCAUAUCUAUAUACAGUUACACAAAUACACACAUAUACUUUCUGUCUCUUUUAUAUUAUCAAUGGCGCCUCCUGUUCGUAGCUCCGUCGUCAUCGUCGGAGCUGGUAUUUCUGGUAUAUCGGCGGCGAAGGUGUUGGUGGAGAACGGCGUGGAGGAUAUUGUGAUAUUGGAGGCGUCGGAGCGGAUCGGAGGGAGGAUGAGGAAGGAGCAAUUUGGAGGCGUGUCGGUGGAAGUAGGUGCGGGCUGGAUCGUUGGCGUAGGCGGAAAAGAGUCCAAUCCGGUUUGGCAACUUGCCAGUGAAUCGAGCCUUCGGACUUGUUUAUCUGACUAUAGCAAUGCUCGCUACAACAUUUACGAUCAAAGUGGGAAUAUUGUUCCGAGUGGACUCGCAGCCGAGUCGUACAAAAAGGCUGUGGACUCAGCAAUAGAGGUGCUGAAUGACCAAAAGGCCAACCAACAGACUGGUGUCUCCGAACUAUGUCAAACGCCAUCCAGUUCUCCCAGAACGCCAGUAGAGCUAGCCAUUGAUUUUAUCCUUCACGACUUCGAAAUGGCAGAAGUUGAACCAAUAUCGACUUAUGUGGACUUCGGGGAACAAGAAUUACUAGUCGCUGAUGAGCGAGGAUACGAGCAUUUAGUGUACAAGAUCGCCGAAACGUUCCUUCUCUCCUCAGAGGGUGAAAUCCUGGACAAUCGUCUAAAACUCAACAAGGUUGUUAGGGAGUUACAGCAUUCGAGAAAUGGGGUUACUUUAACAACGGAGGACGGAUGCAUUUACGAAGCCAACUAUGUUAUUUUGUCAGUCAGUAUUGGUGUUCUCCAAAGCGAUCUCAUCUCCUUCAGACCACCCUUGCCAAGAUGGAAAAAGGAAGCCAUUCAGAAAUGCGAUGUGAUGGUGUACACGAAGAUCUUCUUAAAAUUUCCAUAUAAAUUCUGGCCAUGUGGAUCUGACAGCGAGUUCUUCAUAUAUGCCCAUGAGCAGAGAGGCUACUACACAUUCUGGCAGCACAUGGAGAAUGCUUACCCAGGAUCCAAUAUUCUUGUUGUAACACUGACAAAUGGCGAAUCUAAACGAGUUGAAGCUCAGUCCGAUCAAGAAACACUGGAUGAAGCCAUGGAGGUGCUGAGAAACAUGUUUGGUCCUGAUAUACCUGAUGCCACUGAUAUACUCGUCCCUCGCUGGUGGAACAAUCGUUUCCAGUGCGGCAGCUACAGCAACUACCCCGUAUAUUUGAAUCACCAAAUUGUUGAUAAUAUUAAGGCACCAGUGGGGAGGAUCUUUUUUUCAGGGGAACACACGAGUGAGAAAUUUAAUGGCUAUGUCCAUGGAGGAUACCUUGCAGGUAUAGACACUGGGAAAGCUUUAGUGGAAGAAAUGGCGAUGAAUGAGCGAGAAGAUGAGAAUCAGACAUUUCUGCUAGAACCCUUAUUGGCAUUGACAUUGACUCAGACAGAUGCAGUAUCAAGCCUCCACAAAUGGGAAAUUCCCAGACAGCUCUUCCUCAGCAGUAAUAAGCUUGGUCUUCCAGAGGCCAUCUUAUGACUGAAAGAGAAUCCCCACUUCGACCAUGGAAAUAAUUUGUCAGCAAGGAAGAUUGCUCAAGCAGUUCAGAUUCAAUAUACAGAGCGAAAUAAGGGCAUCCUCAAGGCUAAGCUUGGAACGAGGAUUUUUCAGCAGGAAGUAAAGGAAAAGAAGUGAAAUUACUAUUUUGUAUAUGCGUUUUUACGUGCACAUAAGGAAUAUCUAUUUCCCCUUUCCUUCCACAAAAUCCUAAUUCCAAACAUAGCAAAGAGGGAGAAAAGUUGCUGAUGAUGUGGGGGCACAAGGGUUAUGGAGAUUUUAAUUUGAAGUGAAAUAUGGUUUUGAGCAGCAGCUACAGAGUUUGUUAUUCGUUGGAAUAAGAAUUGAAAUGAAAAGGGUACCUUUGAUUUCAGUUGCAGUGGUCACUAGUAGUUCUUUUAGUUGCUUUUUACUGGAUCAUUAUCGCCUCUAUGUAUUGAUGCAUUUGAAGUAAAUGCAAAGCCUGGGUACCAUUACGUAGGGAUUCUGUGAUGCAGAACUGGUUAUUUUACAGUCUUCUGAUGUAUCUAUCCUAAUUGUUUCAUUUCCUAA
This is a messenger RNA of Diospyros lotus (date-plum), 2162 nucleotides long. Its product is annotated as polyamine oxidase 1. The record is from RefSeq and is a predicted model, not a curated record. Gene Ontology annotation, molecular function: polyamine oxidase activity. The transcript has 10 exons. The coding region runs from base 111 to 1592 and encodes 493 amino acids. NCBI's taxonomy places the organism in Eukaryota, Viridiplantae, Streptophyta, Magnoliopsida, Ericales, Ebenaceae. Gene Ontology annotation, biological process: polyamine catabolic process.